This is a messenger RNA of Harmonia axyridis, 4336 nucleotides long. It is a transcript of the gene woc, whose product is annotated as zinc finger MYM-type protein 3. Bases 164 to 4027 code for a protein of 1287 amino acids. NCBI's taxonomy places the organism in Eukaryota, Metazoa, Arthropoda, Insecta, Coleoptera, Coccinellidae. The record is from RefSeq and is a predicted model, not a curated record. The transcript is spliced from 15 exons.
UUAAAUCUUUCUAUGUCUGUGGCUUCUCUCUAGGUUUCAGUUGUUGUUUCCAUUAAUAUUACUUUAAAAUAAAAUUAAAACAAUACCGGAAAAAUUUGGUUGUCUUUUGAAAUCUGCUGGUAUUACAGCUACAUGUAUUAGACAUUUAUAUUUAUUCAACAGUAUGGAUGAGGAUAAACAGUCGCCAAAACAAGACGAUAAAGAAGACAGAGUUAUUUCAGAGAAUGAAACUAUAGUACUGCCUGAAACAGAUAGUUCGAAUACAAUCUCUAAUGACAAAUCUUGUGAAUCAACUGAAGAUUCCAAAGAAGAGUCUGGAGAGGGUUCUACAUGCUCCAAAAAUUAUGAAGAUGACUCGAAAAUUAAAACAAUAGAAACCUCAACGGGUACUCUCAUCACUGAUAAAUCCCAAGGGGAAUCAGAUGAUAAACUUGAAAAGAGUAGUCGCGAUAACUCUCCUGUUGUAGAAGAGAGUAACAGUCAGUCUACACAAAACAAAGUGACUGAUUCAACUGAGGACAGUAAUUUAACACCAGAAAGUGACAAAGAUUCUCUUGAAGAAAAAGAAUGUAGUACUUUUGCAUCCACUAAAGAAAGUGAUAUGGAGAAUGAACAAAGUGAUAAUACUGAAUUUGUUCAGGUCAACACUGAAAAAGAUGAAAUUGAAAAAGAUACAAGCAAAGGGGAUGAACUGCUAGAAGAUCCAAUUGGAGGAGAUGAAAAUGAUACUGAGAAUAUAGAUUCUAUGGCGGAAGGUGCAGAUGAAGAAAUAUGCAUUAUACCAGAUACACAGAGGGUUUUAUCCCAAGAAGAAAAAAUUACUGCUUGUAAUUUAUCACCUCUGAAGGAUCUUUCAACAGCUACUCAAGAAGCUAAUCAAGCUACAGAAGUUCAAGAACUUACAUACACUGUAAUUAAGUAUAAAGAUGAUAACCCGCAGACAUGCUAUAAAUGUGGUUGGGUUCGUAAACCAAAAUAUCAGUUCAAAAAAGUGGAGAAUCAACAAUAUCUGUGCAAUGAUGAGUGUUUGGAAGAAUUUAAGAAUACAGAAACAGGCAGGAUAGUUUUAAACUGGGAUUCUGAGAUAAGAGUUAAAGAUUUGACUUCUAAAAAUGAGGUUACAGUAUGCAAAAGAACCUGUGCUAGUUGUCACGAUCAAAUAAUGAACGAAGAUUCAAACCUUACAUGGGAAAUUAUGGAUUUUUGUAAUGAGAUUUGUUUGACUAAGCAUCAAAAAGAAAUAGGAUCCAAAUGUUCAAAUUGUCAAGGAGACGUCAAAGCUAAUUCUCUUGGAAAAUAUUGUGUUAGAUUUGGAAACGAUAUUCGUCAAUUUUGCACGAGUAAUUGUUUAGAAAACCAUAAGAAAGGUCUCAAGGUGUGUUCUUACUGCCAACUCGAUAUGUCCACUGGAGCUGAAGCCUUCCUGGCAGUAGGAGAGAAAGGACAAAUUAAAGACUUCUGCUCCCAAAAAUGUAUGGAAAAUUAUGAUAUAUUGACAAAUAAUAGACCCCCUAAAGUAGCUGAAGGCACACAAUGUUGCGUUUGCAAACUAAGCAAACCUAUAACGUUAUCAUUCAAUCACGACGAAACUGACAACUAUUUUUGCAGCGAACGUUGCUUCGUUGCCUUCAGCUUUGUCAAUAACAUCAAAUCCGCAAAGUGUGCUAUGUGUCAAAGGAAUUUCUCGAAAAAAACUCUAGAACAACAUACGAUGUUCUACGAAAACACACAACAGAGUUUCUGUUCAAAUAGCUGCCAAAACAUUUACAUAAUAGCACACAGAAAAAUUGUUCCCUGUACUUGGUGUAAAGUGAAAAAAUACAAUUUCGAUAUGAUCCGAAGAUUCAAUGAGAAUGGACCAUUGCUCAAUAUGUGCAGCGUGAAUUGCUUAAAUCUUUAUAAGGUGUCUUUAAACGCCGUUUCUUCCAAAAAAACGCAAUGUGACCUUUGUAAAAAAAGUCUCCAAGCCUUGUAUCAUCUUACCAUGUCCGAUUCCUCGAUUAGAAAUUUUUGUUCUUACGGCUGUGUUAUGUCGUUUCAAAGCCAGUAUAAUAAGUCACCUAUUACUCUAGCGGAGGAUCAGUUUCCAGUUCCAACAGGCACUCCGAAACGUAGUAAAAGACUUGGUAAAGGAACCGACACUGUUAGUAGAGCUGUCGAAACAAACCUACCGGUUAUCAGUCGAGUGCAGAGUUUGGCUGCCAAUACUAACGGUGCAGUACCAACACCGAGAACUACUAGGUCUAAAGCAUCUAUUGCUACUUCCACCUCUAUGUCUCAAACUUCUGUCACACACCAAAAUAACAUCGAGAUACCUGUCCAGGUAAAGCAUCAUAUUAUAGUUAAACCUACGCCAGUUCCAAGUCAACGAAACGUAGCUACCUUAUGCCGUCCGCGCAUGUGCAACAAGGGAGUAAAUGCUGCAACUAAAGUGGAGCACGCCUCUGUCCAAACUGAGAAGAGAGAAGCGGAAAAAAUUUUGAUUCCCGUCCCUGUUCCGAUAUUUGUACCCCUACCGAUGCACAUGUUCUCCGCCCCUGUACCAAUACCGGUGCCAAUUCCUAUUCCUGUGCCAGUUCCCGUGUUCAUUCCAACAACAAGAAACUCCGCCAAUGGCAUAAUGAAGGAAAUUAAAAAAAUUCAAGUAAAAAUUCCAACGAAUCCAUAUGAGGCAGAACUCUUAAUGAUGGCCGAGAUGGUAGCUGACGAUAAAAAGGAAGAAAACACUGAUUCAGAAAGUGACGUAGAGGAUACAGUUGCAGAUGAUACUGGAGGUGGAAGUUUUAGUCCAGAACCGCAAGAUGGCAGUAAUACAUUUGGAGAUGACAUGUUACAGAUGGCUCUUAAAAUGGCAACAGAGCUUGACGAACCAGCUGUCGAUUUGGAAGGUGCUUUAACAGCUAGUACGAUUACAGCUUCUCAAACGCAGGAUGAGGUGCACCCUGAGGUGUCUGAAGAGGUUUCCUCUGAACAGUUACAUCUCAUGGAUAGAAGUCAAAGAGGACGCAAAAGAGCAUUACGUGGUAGUCCGAGACAAGGAACGAUAACGAAGAGGGGCCGAAGAAGUUUAUCUCAGCAUGUGGAAAUGCCUCUGAUGCAACCUGCACCGCCUCCGGAGCCUCAAGAGAAACCUGAUGCCAAUAUGUGUCUCAAGUAUACUUUUGGGGUCAACGCUUGGAAGCAAUGGGUUACUUUUAAGAACGCAGAGAUUGAAAAGUCUUCCAGAAGGGUGAAACUGUUCAAGACAGAAAUCUUACAGCUCACUGCCGAUGAACUGAAUUAUUCCCUCUGUUUGUUCGUUAAGGAAGUUCGGAAGCCAAAUGGAGCCGAAUAUGCACCUGAUACGAUAUAUUAUCUCUGUUUAGGAAUUCAACAAUAUCUGUUUGAAAAUGGGAGAAUUGACAAUAUAUUUUGUGAUGCGUAUUAUGAGAAAUUCACCGAUUGUUUGGACGAAGUGGCUAGGAGAUUCUCUGUACUUUAUAACGAUUCUCAUUACAUCGUUACAAGGGUAGAAGAAGAGCAUUUAUGGGAAAGCAAACAGCUUGGUGCUCACUCUCCACAUGUACUUUUAAGCACAUUGAUGUUUUUCAAUACGAAACAUUUCAACCUUACAACUGUAGAUGAACAUAUGCAAUUGUCAUUUUCCCACAUCAUGAAGCAUUGGAAAAGGAACCCUAAUCAAGCUGGAGCAUCGAAAAUACCUGGAUCUAGAAAUGUUUUACUAAGGUUUUACCCUCCUCAAAGUGCCAUACAGAAUAAUUCGAGAAAGAAGAAAGUUUACGAGCAACAGGAAAAUGAAGAAAAUCCCCUCAGGUGUCCUGUGAAGUUGUACGAAUUCUACUUGUCAAAAUGUCCAGAGAGUGUUAAAACCAGGAACGAUGUGUUUUAUCUUCAACCAGAGAGAUCUUGUGUUCCUGACAGCCCCGUAUGGUACUCAACAAUGCCAUUACCAAGGGAUGCAUUAGAAAAAAUGUUGCAUAGGGUUAAAAUGGUGAAAGAAAUCAAUGUUGCACUGUUGACAAGUUAAAAUGAUCAGCAAAACAUUUUUCGUAGACCGAUUUAUUCGAGGACUUCUUCUUUUAGUAAACUAUGUGUGAACUAAAUUUUGGUCUUCUUCAGUAAUAAAAACUGCUUAUGGACUUUAUGAUUCUUCAGAUACUUUAUUUUAUUUUUUUGGAAAAUCAAACCAUCUGAAGUAUAUAUAAGUUGAUUGUUCCAAUUCUGACUUGUAGAACUAAACUAAAGGAGAAAACUACAAUGGAGAAUAUUUUUAUUGUAAAUAAAGAGGAAAUUAUAAUUUUUUUAUUGUAAUGAAUAAACUUUAUGUAAGAUCUAA